This is a messenger RNA of Xyrauchen texanus (razorback sucker), 3587 nucleotides long. Its product is annotated as rap1 GTPase-GDP dissociation stimulator 1-like. Gene Ontology annotation, biological process: positive regulation of GTPase activity. The coding region runs from base 390 to 2216 and encodes 608 amino acids. The record is from RefSeq and is a predicted model, not a curated record. Gene Ontology annotation, molecular function: protein binding; guanyl-nucleotide exchange factor activity. The transcript has 15 exons. Lineage: Eukaryota; Metazoa; Chordata; Actinopteri; Cypriniformes; Catostomidae. Gene Ontology annotation, cellular component: cytosol.
CGUGCUUGUCCUGUGUGCGGAGAAUCAGACAGCUCGCGCAGUGGAAGGAAGUGCAUUGGAAGUGCCGAUGUUUAUUUUGAUUCGUACGAGCAUUGAUCUCUUCGGAUAAAAUUACGUAACCCCCGACAUCAGCGUAGAGGGGUUUGGCUCGGGUGUACGCAUCUCCUCUGGACCAUUUGACGGAACAUCUGGAGCUGUGGAGGCUGUUUUCACCAUAUUGGCCGGAGCACCGUGGGUUAAGGUGGGCCUUGCCCGGAUAUCUGUCUGACAAGCGAACCAAAACCGACCCGGUACCCACACCAAGAUAACCAGCAGUGUCGCUGGCAGGGUUUUAAGUAAUCUAGAGACUACAUUCUCAGACAGUUUGGACUAUAACACACACAAGCCAAAUGGCAGAUAACCUAAGUGAAGCCCUGAAGACACUGAAGCUUACAUCGGCAGACGGCGCUUCCGACAGUAUUGAGGGCUGCUUGGACUGCCUGCUCAAAGCUUUGGCCCACAAUAAUGUUGAGGCUAGUGGAAAGAUCCAGGAGAUGGGUGUUCUCCCAAUGAUGCCUGCUCUAUUGUCGGCUCAGAACUCAUGUACACCAAAAGUAGCCAACAUCAUUGCAGAGGUGGCCAAAAAUGAAUUCAUGAGGAGUCCAUGUGUGGAAGCAGGACUCAUUCCUCCACUGGUUCAGCUGCUAAACUGUAAGGACGAGGAAAUACUGCUGCAGACAGGACGAGCCCUAGGCAACAUCUGCUAUGACAGCCAUGAGGGCAGAAGUGCAGUUGACGCUGCGGGUGGUGCUCUGAUAGUUGCCGAGCACAUUAAAGCUCUGGCCGAAAGCACUGACCCCGACACCGGGAAGCUCUUGACUGUCUUUUGUGGCAUGCUGAUGAACUAUAGCAAUGAUAAUGAUUCAUUGCAGGCCCAGCUCAUCAGCAUGGGUGUGAUUCCAACACUGGUAAAACUGCUGGAUAUUCACUCUCAGAACACUGCGCUUACAGAGAUGUGCCUCAUUGCCUUUGGGAACCUGGCAGAGCUGGAAUCAAGUAAGGAGCAGUUUGCCUCUACGAAAGUUGCAGAGGUGCUUGUUAGGAUGUUCAGUAAGCAGGUUGAACAUGAGAAGAAAGAGAUGAUCUUUGAGGUGUUGGCACCACUUGCUGAGAAUGAUGUGAUCAAGCUUCAGCUUGUGGAGGCAGGUCUGGUGGAGUGUCUGCUGGAUGUGGUGGCUCAGACAGUGGACAGUGACAGGGAGGAAGACGUGGCUCAACUCAAGACGGCAUCAGACCUCAUGGUGCUUCUCUUGUUAGGAGAUGAGUCGAUGCAGAAGCUGUUUGAGGGGGGUAAAGGCAGUGUGUUUCAUAGGGUUCUCUCAUGGGUGCCUUCCAACAACCACCAGCUUCAGCUAGCAGGAGCACUCGCCAUCGCUAACUUUGCCCGCAAUGAUGGGAACUGCAUCCACAUGGUAGAUACUGGUAUUGUACAGAAGCUUCUUGAGCUGCUAGACAGACAUGUGGAGGAGGGAAAUGUCACGGUGCAGCAUGCAGCUCUCAGUGCCCUGAGGAACCUGGCCAUCCCAGUGGUCAACAAAUCCAAGAUGCUCUUGGCUGGUGUGUCGGAUGUAGUGCUGAAGUUCCUCAAAUCUGAGAUGCCGCCAGUUCAAUUCAAGCUCCUUGGAACAUUACGGAUGCUCAUUGACACACAGGCUGACGCAGCAGAGCAGCUGGGAACAAACUCAAAGCUGGUGGAGCGAUUGGUGGAGUGGUGUGAGGCAAAAGAUCACGCUGGAGUGAUGGGAGAGUCCAACCGUCUGCUGUCUGCUCUCAUCCGACACAGCAAGUCAAAGGAUGUGGUCCGAACAGUUAUACAAGGCGGAGGUGUUAAGCACUUAAUAACCAUGGCGAUGAGUGAACACAUGAUCAUGCAGAAUGAAGCAUUGGUAGCAUUGGGUCUCAUAGCAGCACUAGACCUGGAUUGCGCAGAAAAGGACUUUGUUGGCUCCAGUCUGGUGCAGGUUCUUCAUAAGCUGCUGACAGAUGAGCGCAGUGCACCAGAGAUCAAAUAUAACUCCAUGAUUCUCAUCUGCUCCAUAAUGGGAUCAGAGCCUCUUCAUACAGAAGUGCAGAGCUUGGCCUUCAUCGAUGUGGUCUCCAGUCUGCGCUCGCAUGAGAACAAGACGGUUGCCCACCAGGCCUCUCUCACAGAGCAACGGCUAACAGCACAGAGCUAAAGGACCCUGCCUGCCUUCCCUCUGCACAAACACACACUUCCUCCAUAUCUCUCGUUGUUAAGUGCCAAGCUGUUGUUCCCUCCUGCUUCAGACCCUGCUACCCCUCUGUUUGCUCAAAACAUGCAGAGAUGCAUUAUUCAAGGGCGGCCAUACUUUGUACACAGCCUUGUGCAAUAGAUUCAAUAGCAAAAUACUUUUUAAAAGACCGUAGCUGUGAUAUAAAAAAAAAAAGCCACCUGUAAAACCAUUAAGGUGGAGUAAAAACAAUUAAAAAUAGAAAAAAAUGAAUGUUGGCAGUGGAAAUAGCGCAGUUGUGCUUUCAUGACAUAUACCAACACACUUGUGCAUGUUUUUUUUUUAAUUGUCCACUUGUCAAUAUAUCUGUGUUCAGCCUUUCAAGCCACACCCAUGUGAUAAGCCCCGCCCAAUUCUCCUGCUUUACCAACCUCAAUCCUUUUGCAUAUACAAGUAGAGAUCAAAAUGUGUUCGUAUUGUAUAGGGGACCUCUGGACCAGCAUGGACAUUUCAUAUUUUGCCUCCUGGUCCCUGUACCACCCAUGUCCAUAUCUAUGGAGUCACUUUACUGGAAAGAGCUAAUUCAUAUAUAUCAACAGUCUGUUGUAUUUACAAAAAUAGAUUAUUAUUAUUAUUAUCAUAUGGAUGUAUGAAUAAAUAAUGUGUCUUGGUACCAAGGACUAAAGUUGAAGUGUUUUACAUAAUGGCUUCUUAUGAAAAAUUAUUUUUAGAAUUUCAGGGCAACGUACACCUCAUCACAUCAGUCCAAAAAAGAAGUGACAUCAUUAAGAUACAGUAUCACUAACUCAAAACACUUUUCUGGAUCAGGAAUUAACUAGCAUGUCUGCCAUCAGCACACAAAUACAGUAGGCUCCAUACUUCGGAUUUGCUAAAAGAAGUGCGUUACUAACUUGCAAGGGCUGGGACAGAUUGAUGUGUGUAUGUGUGUGUAUCUGUGGUGUAAUUGGAAAACUACUCCACAUAUCGCCACAGUUAUGCGGAGUAAGGUAACCUAAUAAUAAUGUUUCAGAAUGCACACUCUUUGUGAAUAUUUGAUACUGUGGUACAUGUUUCAUUUAAGAAAAGUGUAUAUUUUGCAUGUUGAUCUGCCUGUUCUCCCUUCAACUCUUUCCAGUAUCAUGGAAACAUGCAUCUCCCUGCAUGUCCGAUACUGUGAAAAUCACUGUUAUGUGGUCAUUUUAUGUCAGUUCUUAUCAUAUUUAUACCCUUGAGUAACCACAUGGCAAUCUAUUAAACCUGCAGUGACAACCUUAGAAAUAUAAACUGAAAUAAUUGUUGUAAAUGUCAUUGAUGAAUUGUAAAUUUGAAAGAUUUAAACUUAUUAAAACAAUUGCU